Messenger RNA from Racocetra persica, 1002 nucleotides. Lineage: Eukaryota; Fungi; Glomeromycota; Glomeromycetes; Diversisporales; Gigasporaceae. The record is from the annotation of a GenBank genome assembly.
AUGUUAAGUAUUGGCAAAAAUAAUAUUCGUGGAAAGUUAAGUUCCUUGCGAUAUUGGACUAAUUUAAAAAGGCUAGAUUUAAAAGGGAUAAAUGUUUUUGGGUUAGAAUAUAUAUCGCAUAAUCCUUUUGAUGGAGUAAAUGGUGUCGCUGGAAUGUUAGAUCAAGACUAUGUGCCCACAAAUAUAGAACAAUUUAAUAAUAAUACUUGGAGAGGUCCAAGGAAUGAUUUUCGAAAACUUUCUGACAGCGAAGUUUGUAAAACAAUUAAUAGUUUAUGCCAGCAGUUAAAAAAGCAAGAUCAAGAAUUAGAAAAAUUAAAGCUACAAAAUCAAAAAUUAGAAGAAAAGUUAAAGCUGCAAAAUCAAGAAUUAGCAACGUUAAAGCUGCAAAAUCAAGAAUCAGAAGAAAAGUUAAACCGGCAAAAUCAAAAUUUAGAAAAACAGCAAAAUCAAGAAUUAGAAAUGUUAAAGCAGCAAAAUCAAGAAAAGUUAAAGCAGCAAAAUCAAGAAUUAGAAAAGUUAAAGCAGCAAAAUCAAGAAAAUUUAAAGCAGCAAAAUCAACAAUUAGAAAAGUUAAAGCAGCAAAAUCAAGAAUUAGAAAAGUUAAAGCAGCAACUUGAAGCGUUUUCUAACCUACUUUCUCCCAGCCAAUCUUAUAAUUUUACUCAGAUUAAACAAGAAAUUACUCGUCUUAAAUGGCAAGAAUUAGCACCGCAAGUUAGAAAAAAAGACGAACAAUUAAAGCAACUAGUCAUCGACGCUAAAGCUAAAACUGAUAAUCUAGGAAAUAUAAUCGACCUACUCCUAGAAACUCAAAGGCAAAUUACAAAAACUAGACCAGAAAGUAAUGAAUAUUUUCAAACGAAGGGACAAUUAAAUGCCUUUCAAAAUGUUUUGGAAAACAAUUUUACCAAGGAAGAAUUACAUAAUCUUCUUAAUAAGCAAAUAGAGCUUGUUCAAUUAGAGAAUCUUUUAGCUAGUUUACAAAUUAAUAAUUCUUAA